Molecule: messenger RNA, 1385 nt
Organism: Dermacentor andersoni
Lineage: Eukaryota; Metazoa; Arthropoda; Arachnida; Ixodida; Ixodidae
Source: RefSeq, a predicted model, not a curated record
AUGCCAUCGUCCGUGCAACAGGCCACGCCCAUGACCUUGCCGCCUACGGUCGCGCCCAUGAUCGUGCCCAUGAACGCUCCGUCGCCGUUCAGCAGGAAGUCGCGGGUGACUCCGAGACCCUCGGCGGUGCUCCUCAGCGACACCUCGCUGCCCACGUCACCGCUAAAAACGGUUUUCAAGCCGUUCGGCUCUAAAUCACGCAUUGGUGGUGGCAUCGUCUCGGAGAUCGACGUGCAUUUGGCCGACAUCGAGCCUGGAAAGCUGAGCAAGCCCAUUUCGGCUAAAAGUGCGUUCACCGCACUGCACAAGGCGCUGAUUGUUGGCGUCGUCUACACCAGCAUCGUGGCGAGCGAGUGCAGCUACAUCACGGGCCGCACCAAGCGCAUUCUCGACGACGAGUUCAGAAGCCGGGAUAAAGAGAGCCCCAUGACGACCAUGGUGUUCCUCUUCUUCAUGUUUCCCAUGUCCACGGUCACCAUUGUCAUCUUCUGGGCCUACAUUUACCGCCUCUACCUCCGGCAGAUUGACAAACAACUGGACCAAGAAUACAAUCUCGCCAUGAGAGACAUCUUCCUCAAGAAACGCAAGGCCAUGGGCGCUGUCACGAAGCCAGAAAUGAUUGCUGUGGUGAUCUUCGUGGCGUUCGUCCUCACAUUCGCCCUAAACGCGAUUGGUCAACUCGGCAUUACAUAUACGAUGACGACGUACGUGCUGGUGGUGCUGGUGAUCGGCGUUCCCAGGGAGUUUGGCAACCCGUUCUUGGCCGACAUGAGCGUCACGUGGCCCCUCAUCAUGGCAUACAUGCCCUGGGACAUGAUCAUCAUGCGUAUAGGAGGCAUGGAGCUCGCGCACUUUUCCCGGAUGUCUGGCGUGUCGACGUGGAUCAUCGACAAAGUGCUGGUGGGCAACUUGCGCAUGAUGUCCCCCUUUUGGAGCCAGCUCGUGCUGCUGGCCACCACUGCCGUGCUGGCGGAGUUGGACACGUCCUUCGGUUUCGGCAGUCGCGUGGUCCCCGAUAUGCUGCAACUGGCGGACGAGCUCCGUCAGAACGAGCUGUACUUGGCGCUGCCCGUGGUGAUGCAGUCCUCGUACGUGCUGCUCAUGCCCUACACAAGGAUCUCGCUCAUCUUCAUCCACCAGUACACCGAUAUCGAAUACACCGAGCUGGUGAGUGGCAACAUGGACAGGAGAUAUAAACUUGCUUCAAUUUACGGUCGUUCAAGGACAUAUUAGGGUUUGAGAAAAAAAUGUGGGGUAAUCUAGGCUUCCCAUAACGGUUUGUUGGUGAUUCCUAAUGAGCAGCAAACCUAUGGUGCAUUGCGGACGUAGACAAAAGAAGUUACGGGACACAUUUAACACCAAAGGUGCCCUGCCAUUUUUUUCUA